This is a messenger RNA of Schizosaccharomyces cryophilus OY26, 4021 nucleotides long. RefSeq names its product STE/STE11/CDC15 protein kinase Cdc7. Gene Ontology annotation, biological process: protein phosphorylation. The record is from RefSeq and is a predicted model, not a curated record. The transcript has 11 exons. Bases 697 to 3870 code for a protein of 1057 amino acids. NCBI's taxonomy places the organism in Eukaryota, Fungi, Ascomycota, Schizosaccharomycetes, Schizosaccharomycetales, Schizosaccharomycetaceae. Gene Ontology annotation, molecular function: ATP binding; protein kinase activity.
UGGGUAUAUUCCCUUCCAGUUAGCAAAACUAAAGGAUAGAAUGUAUAGUUGAUACGUUCAGAAUUUAUAGGAAGAUUCUAAAGAAGGCACUACUCAGUAUCCUGGGAAUCAAGAUCUAGCAUUAAGGAGUCUGCCAGCUUUACAACCACUUCGGCGAAUACAUCAGGGCGCGAAAAAGACAAUUCUGUUAUUACUAACUCCUAACCCAGCUCAUCUAUAGAUUCAAUCCUUCAUUUUCCUUGGGUACGUAAAAUCGAUUGCUGUUGUCCAAAGUCAAAACCUUUUUUUGCAGAAUCACAUUCUUCUUCCGAUCUCAAAGAGUUCUUUUCGACGUUCCAAACCUGUUUCAAAAAUAAACAACUUACCAAGAAUCCAUAAUCACAAACGGUUGUUUAUGAACAAUGAUCAGUGACUAGUUCAUCCUAUAAGGAAUUCAUCCAUCAGCCAAUAGUGAUUAAAAAAAAAAGCAGUAUACAGAUGUUUAUUAAUUUUUAAGUAAUCAAAAUACUUUUACAUUGCUUUUCUAUAGGAAAAGGGAACAUAUGAGUAGGUGCCCGGAAUCCCUACUACCUUCGCUGUCUAAUCAAAUCACCCAUAAUAAAUAAGCAAACGGUGAAAGCAUUUCUAAGGGAAAAGGCAACUGUAUUGGCUUUUUCUAAUUUAAUAGAAUUAUUUAUCUAGCCUUUUUUUGAAGUCAUGCAUAAUUUUGAUCAUGCGUCGAGCAUAACAUUGGGCGAUUGUCUAGGUAAAGGAGCCUUCGGGGCUGUUUAUCGGGGACUAAAUAUAAAAAAUGGAGAAACUGUAGCCGUAAAACGCAUCAAGGUGUCUAAAAUCAUGAAAAUGGACCUUUCUGUCAUCAAAAUGGAGAUUGAUCUGCUGAAAAACUUAGAUCACCCCAACAUUGUAAAAUACAGAGGCUCUUAUCAAUUUGAUGACUCACUCUGUAUUGUGUUAGAAUAUUGUGAGAAUGGGUCAUUACAUUCAAUCUGCAAAAAUUUUGGAAAGAUACCUGAAAAUUUAGUUGCUAUAUAUACAUAUCAGGUUUUACAGGGACUACAUUACUUGCAUAAUCAAGGUGUUAUUCAUCGCGAUAUAAAAGGUGCAAAUAUAUUGACAACAAAAGAUGGAACAAUCAAGCUUGCGGAUUUCGGAGUUGCAACAAAAAUGAAUGCUUUAGACGAGCAUAGUGUCGUAGGUAGUCCAUACUGGAUGGCACCUGAAGUUAUUGAGUUGAUCGGAGCAACUACUUCUUCUGAUAUUUGGAGUGUUGGAUGCACAGUGAUAGAAUUGUUAGAAGGAACACCUCCCUAUUAUAAUUUAGAUCCUACUGCUGCUUUGUUUCACAUGGUCAAAGAUGAGCAUCCUCCCUUUCCUUCUAAUAUUUCAUUAUCAGCGAAGAGUUUCUUGGCUCAAUGUUUCCAAAAGGAUCCAAAUCUUCGAGUCGGGACAAAAAAACUAUUAAGACAUCACUGGGUUACUGCUCAUCAAACGUCUACCAAAUUCACAGAUGCUAUUGACGAGGUCCAAAAAUACAACGAGAGAGUUAACGAAGAUAAUCUGAAUCUUAUUAAUGAAACCACAACGCAUAACAUUAAUCCAACGUUGCAUGCUGACAGACAGUCCUCUUAUCAUCCUCCUGAGCCACCUAAAACACCUCCACCUAUUGAAACAGAGAAAUGCGAUGUUUGGGAUGACGAAUUUCAAGGGACUCUAAAAAUCAAUAACGAUGUACUGGAGAAAUCUGAACAUUUUGUGAACUUUUAUAACGAUUUUAAAGGUAAAAACACUACUUCAAGUUCUACAAAUUCGACUCCUUCAAAAAGCAGAAAAUCCGUUAGUGUUGAUCGGGGGAAUGAAGUUGUGGACUAUGUACAAAAACGCUCAUCACCGGAAUUAUUGACACCUGCGCUUAAUAGGUCCAUUGAUCUUCAACAGACUCCCAAGCAUCAUAGAUAUCUUUCAACUGAACUAAAAGAAAAUGUUCCUGAUGGUUUGGAGAAAUUCAUCGAAACCCAGAAGGACAGUGAGUUCACUGAUGUGUUUCCUGCUUCUUCAAUUAAGAUUCAGGGCCUCCGGAAAGAAAAAGGGUUCGGAACACUAGUUUUAAAUAAAUCAUAUAAUUCGUGGAAUAAUGAGGAUGAAGAAACUGAGGAUGAAAAUGAGCUUUUCGAUUCUAUCGAUUCUGAAGUCGAAAAUUUGAACUUGGAGAAUAAUAUCCUACUGGAUAAACGAUCUCGAUUAAUUUCUUAUUUGAAAGAUAUUUUGAAGGGAUUGAUUGAGAAAAAACCGGAAGAUAGACAACCUAUUGUCACUCAAAUUGCUUCCAUUUUAACUGAGGAUAUAAGUCUGAAGGACGAAUUGGUGAAGGCGCAUGGGAUGCUCCCUCUUAUUGAAACGCUGAGCGAAGUUAACGAUAUGCCUUUACAGCUAUUAUUAUUAAAACUCAUUAACACGAUUAUUUAUGAUAACUAUUCUACGUUACACAGAUUCUGUUUCUCAGGCGGAUUGCCCGUCGUGUUAAAGUUCUCUCAAAGCUCCUAUCCAUGGGAUUUUCGUUAUGAGAGCGCCGUUUUCAUUCAGCAAAUGUACAGAGCAUCGUCAUUAUCCCUUCAAAUGUUUAUUGGUGUUUCAGGGCUUCAUGUUCUGUUGCUAUUUCUAAAGGAAGACUAUACAAAAAGUAAAGAUUUAGUUUUCGUAGGUGCUGAAGGACUAUGGAAGUUACUUAGACAACAAGACUGUAUACCAAAGAAUGAUGUCUGUCGACUAGUCGUGCGUUCUGAUGUUUUAGAGCCGAUGACAAAAAGUAUGCUUAAGGCUUUAGCUGCGGAUGAUCCUUCUUCUAGGCUUUGUUUGUCAAGGCUCUGUGAAAUAUUGUUAGCACUGUCUCAGUCAGAAACUUAUGUUAAGGAAGCCCUCCUGAAUGAAAACAUUUUCCGAAGAAACUUACGUAUUCUUUUAUAUCUACCUCUUGAAGAAAUGGUAACAAUGUUGCAGUUUAUUAAGCAAAUUUCUAUGGUGCCGUCUUCAAUAAACUUACUCAGAAAGGUGCAUUUAAUCCCCCUUUUAACACACAUACUCGGAGAUGCAAAACUAAAAAAUAGUAGAAAAGAGAUACGGAAUGAAUCUUUGGCUACUUUAUUCAAUAUCUGUCGUUUAGAUAAGAAAUCACAGGAAAAAGCGGUUAUUGCUGGAGCUAUACCUCUAUUACAAGAAACAGCCGUCAAAGACAAAAUUCUAAAGGAAUUUGCAUUGCCAAUCUUAUUGACACUGCCACAGUGUAGCCCCAUCUGUAGGCAAUACUUAUGGAAAAACAAAGGGCUUGAAUUUUUUCUCUCACUUCUUCAAGAUUUGAAUUGGCAAUCAGCUUCCCUGGAUACUAUAUCUGUAUGGCUUCAGUAUGAAUUUAAAGAGAUACAACAUGCUCUUUUGGAAAAACGAUAUGUGCAUCUAGUCCUCAAAGUGUUCUGUUCGGCUCAGUCCGCUUCAUUCAAUCGCUUGUUAGACGGCAUUAGUAGAAUAUGUCAGCUUUCUCCUAAACUAGCAGCAAGCUACGGUCAGCCUCCAAUUUUCCAAAAAUUAAGAGAUCGUUUAUUACACGGAACGGCCAAACCGAUUACACUACUGAAUGCUUUCCAAAUGCUCAAAUCCAUGUGCGAAAGUAAUUCAUAUUGCAAGAUGUAUAUCACUCAUUAUGAUUUGCCUGAUUUAAUCCAUCAGCAAAGCCGGACAAGUGAUUCCGUGUUAGUACGAGAGUUGGCCAAAGAUCUCUUAAGACAAGUGAAGUACUCUAAUAUCCCGAGCAGUCCGUCUAUAUCAAAACCUGACAUGCCCCCACCGAAACGGUCGUCAAAAUCAACUGUGAAUCGUUAAUCCUUACGAUCGAAAUUGCGAAACAUGGUUACAUCGCGGUUACUAUAUAAUCUGAAACUUUCAAGCAGUCCUAAGUCAGAGAUGAUGGAGACCUCUACAUUAAUUAUCACGUUUUCCGUUUAUGACUUCCUUUAUAAUGUUUACUUAUGUU